UCGGUACAGCUCGUGGACACGUGUCUCGUGCGUUUUUGCUGCGUGUCCUUGCUCUAUUAUUAUAUUAUUAUUAUAUAUUAUUAUACUAUUACACCAGUAGCAGCGUCUAUCGGCCGAGUUGGGGGGCGAGUAUGAUAAAAACAGAGCGCUCUUGUGUUUUUUGCAGCAGCCGGAGCGGCUGUCGGCCAAAGCGCGCAGCAGCUGGAGGAAGAGGAUGCUGCUGCUGCCGCGGAGACUGUGGACAGUUGUGAUAUUAAUAGGAAGGCUUGAGUGUCUCAGUCUUUCACUGUAGCGACCGCGGGGCUUGGUGGAGAGUCGGUGGAUUUAGGGGGUUUGUGGGGCUUCUGAACCAGACUGCGCAGUUGGAAAUAAAAAGCAUUACAACAGGGAUUCACCUAUCAGACGACCGACAUGGAAGACGUCCUGGGACUUCUCAAUGUGGGCGAUAUUGCCAAUGCUUUCUCCAAAAUGGGAAUGUUCCCUGUGUUUGAUCUCGCUUAUUACAUAGUGUCCAUCCUCUACCUCAAAUAUGAGCCAGGUUCAGUGGAGGUCUCUCGGCGGAGUCCCGUGGCCUCAUGGCUCUGCGCCAUGCUCUACUGCUUUGGUAGUUACAUCCUGGCAGACAUCAUGCUUGGAAGCAGCCCCCUCGACUAUUUCCAACACAACAGCCACAUCCUGCUGGCCUCAGCCGUCUGGUACCUCAUCUUUUACUGCCCGCUGAACCUCUUCUAUAAAUGUGUGGCUUUCCUGCCGGUCAAGCUGGUGCUGGUUGCCCUGAAGGAAGUCGUCCGCGCUCGUAAGAUCGCUGCAGGGGUUCACCACGCUCACCACGCCUAUCACCACGGAUAUUUCGUCAUGGUGAUUGUUGGAUACGUGAAGGGGUCUGGAGUGGCUCUCAUGUCCAAUUUUGAGCAGUUGCUGCGCGGUACAUGGAGGCCUGAGACAAAUGAGAUCCUCAACAUGUCAUUCCCGACCAAAGCCAGCUUGUACGGAGCGAUGCUCUUCACCCUCCAGGAGGCUCACUGGCUGCCCGUGUCCAAGACCACCCUCAUCCUCCUCUUCACCCUCUUCAUGGCCACCAGCAAGGUGGUGAUGACCGCCCGGCACUCUCACGGCUCCCCCUUUGCCCUCAUUGAGUCUUGGAUUUGCCACGUGCUGUUCGGGUCUCCUCUGGGUGGGGGUGAGGAGGACCAUCAUCCCCCUCCCGCUGCUGUCCCAUCUUCUCCUCUGAAAACCAAGGAGGAACUGAGUGAAGGAGCUCGAAAGAGGAGGGCCAAGAAAGCGGAGUAGGAAGCCAGGCUGCACUGAUGAAACUGCAUCUGACUCGCCCUCGUGCCGUACGCGUGAUGGGACUUCACAUUCUUUUCUAAGGAAAGGGGCAGUUUGAUCUUUCGCCAAAUGAGGCCCUUUCUAUUGGAGCAACAUGGUGCUUUCUGCAUUUGACAUAGCUUGAGGACUCUGUAAAUACCAAGGCAAAUGAUUCACUCUUCAACCCAACCUGGACAUUUUUAACCUAUCUAUUCACGUCUGUGAACAUCUGCAUCUGCGCUCAACGCUGUGUGGUGAUCCACGUUCGGGUUGGCUCACGACGGCCUCCUCUCCACAUCAGUAGUUGUGUUGUCAGGUGUAAGUGGGUUUUUUUUGGUCAUAAAAACAUUAUUUGAGUUCAGUAAAAAAAACACAGGAAAGGUACACCAAUCUGCCAAUCAGAUCUUCAAAUGUCAUUAAAGCAUUAAGUGCAAGUACAUUACUGCUUUUUACAUUAAAAUGAAAACAACUUCCUAUCUUAAAAUAAAAUUUUAAGAAACAUUGUA
This is a messenger RNA of Cololabis saira (Pacific saury), 1814 nucleotides long. RefSeq names its product transmembrane protein 38A (gene tmem38a). Gene Ontology annotation, molecular function: potassium channel activity; identical protein binding. The coding region runs from base 412 to 1290 and encodes 292 amino acids. Gene Ontology annotation, biological process: potassium ion transmembrane transport. The record is from RefSeq and is a predicted model, not a curated record. Lineage: Eukaryota; Metazoa; Chordata; Actinopteri; Beloniformes; Belonidae. The transcript is spliced from 6 exons. Gene Ontology annotation, cellular component: membrane.